This is a messenger RNA of Delphinapterus leucas (beluga whale), 3387 nucleotides long. NCBI's taxonomy places the organism in Eukaryota, Metazoa, Chordata, Mammalia, Artiodactyla, Monodontidae. The record is from RefSeq and is a predicted model, not a curated record.
CAAAGUUGGUCACAAAUCACAUUGGCUUUCCCCGAAGUUUUUUUUUUCACCUUUCUUUAGCAUGCGACCAUGGGGAAAGUGACCGCUCGUGUCAGUGGGGGAAGUCAGGGUGGUUUAGUGCCCAGGGAACGGCUGUAACUUCUACGUGACCAUGGUACCUGUUGAAAACUCAGAGGGCCCCAGUCUGCUGAAACCGAAGGGGCCAGCAGCCGAGACUGAUGGCAGCGACAGAGACAGCGGCGGCCGGCAUCCUCCCUGGGCGAGAGGUUGCGGUAUGUUUACUCUCCUGUCAUCUGUCACGGCUGCUGUCAGCGGCUUCCUGGUGGGGUAUGAACUUGGGCUCAUCUCUGGGGCUCUUCUGCAGAUAAGAACCUUGUUAGCCCUGACCUGCCACGAGCAGGAAAUGGUUGUGAGCUCCCUCCUCAUCGGGGCCCUACUGGCCUCUCUCAUUGGAGGGGUCCUGAUUGACAGGUGCGGAAGAAGGGCCGCCAUCAUCCUUUCAUCCUGCCUCCUUGGACUUGGGAGCCUGGUCUUGAUCAUCAGUUUAUCCUAUGCGGCUCUCAUAGCGGGACGCAUUGCCAUUGGGGUUUCCAUUUCACUCUCUUCCAUCGCCACGUGUGUCUACAUCGCAGAAAUUGCUCCCCAACACAAGAGAGGCCUUCUUGUGUCGCUGAACGAGCUGAUGAUUGUCAUUGGCAUCCUUUUUGCCUACAUUUCAAACUACGCGUUUGCCAAUGUUUCCCAUGGCUGGAAAUACAUGUUCGGCCUUGUUAUUCCCUUGGGAGUUUUGCAGGCGAUUGCGAUGUACUUUCUUCCUCCAAGUCCUCGGUUUCUGGUGAUGAAGGGACACGAGGAAGCUGCUAGCAAGGUUCUCGGAAAGCUGAGAGCCAUCUCCGAUACAACGGAGGAACUCACUGUGAUCAAAUCGUCCCUGAAAGACGAAUAUCAGUACAGUUUUGGGGAUCUGUUUCGUUCAAAGGACAACAUGAGGACCCGAAUCAUGAUAGGCUUAACACUGGUAUUUUUUGUACAAAUCACUGGUCAGCCAAACAUAUUAUUCUAUGCAUCCACUGUUUUGAAGUCCGUUGGCUUCCAAAGCAACGAGGCAGCCAGCCUCGCCUCCACAGGGGUUGGGGUUGUCAAGGUCCUCAGCACCAUCCCGGCCACCCUGCUUGUAGACCAUGUCGGGAGCAAAACCCUCCUCUGCGUCGGCUCCUCUGUGAUGGCAGCUUCGUUGGUAACCAUGGGCAUCGUGAAUCUCAACAUCCAUAUGAACUUUACCAAUAUCUGCAGAAACCAUAGUCCUAUCAACCAGUCUUUGGAUGAGUCUGUGCUUUAUGGACCAGGUAACCUGUCAGCCAGCAAUGACACUCUUAGAGAAUCCUUUAAAGGGAUGGCUUCCCGCAGCAGAAGCUCACUAAGGCCCACGAGAAAUGACCUGGAUAAGAGAGGAGAAACGACCUUGGCAUCCUUAUCGAACGCUGGACUAAGCCAAACUGAAUACCAGGUCAUCACAGACCCUGCGGACGUCCCAGCUUUUUUGAAAUGGCUGUCCUUGGCCAGCUUGCUUGUUUAUGUUGCUGCAUUUUCAAUUGGUCUAGGACCAAGACAGGUCAUUACAAAGGCUUCACCAGAAUUAUGCAGCUGUCAUUCUACUCAGAUCCAGAUCCCCUGUCUUGCAAACCUCAAGGCGACGUUACCUGAGCUUUGCACCCGUCUCCAAGGAUAUAAUCUGCAAGAAUCUAGUGAAGGUCUUCUGGGGGAAAGAGUGGAGGGGAGGGAUCUGGAAUGUUAUUUUUGAAUUCCCUAUUAAUUAGAACAAUAAUAAUCAUGCUCCUUUGGUUACGGUGCUCGCCCCCGCCCUACGUAGAUUCACUUGGAGAAGAUAAUCAAGAAAAAAAAUGUGUUUCCAGCCCUCUUGUAUAAUUUAAAUAUUUUUCUUACUUUAAAACAGCACAUUUACUCCGAGCAGGUGUUUUCUCUACAGAGCAUGAUCUUCUCGCGAGAGGUGAGUUUUCAAUCAGAGACACAGGUGACUGCUCCAUGAUUCUGGCUGGCCCUGGCAGCCCAGGUGGUUGCUGGCGGGGGGCCGCUCCCUGGCCUCUCGCUUCUUCCCUCACACCGCCUCCUCUUGGGCAAGAGGAUGCAUCUGGUCUGUAUCUGAACACCGGCUUUGCAACACAAUGUGACUUAGCCAGCAGGGAGCAGGGCUGGGACAGCUCCUGAGCCCUUCUUUCCUCAGAAUCAGAGGUGCUGAUACUCCACAUUUAUGUAUUCAUUAACGAAUAUUUAUUGAGCCACCCCCAAGAGAGAACCAAGAUGAAAAAUCAUGAGUUCCAGAGGCUACCCAGGCUCAACGCUACCUCUGCUGCCACCUCUGAGCUCUGGGACCUUGGCAAAUUAUGAACUCCUUUAAGCCUCCAUUUCCUCUUCUAUAAAAGAGGGAGAGUGAUAUAGUUCCUAUCUGGUAGGAAUUCAGCGAGGAUCAAAUGAGAUAAGGUUUGUAAAGGUCUCAGCCCAUUGGAAGAACUGGUAGCUAUUCGGCAAACUGGAUUUGAUAGGCUGUGAGCAGAAGACAAGUUAAUUUGCUCCUCUGCUGUGCUUUCUAAUCCCGUCGGGCAGGUCCUGUAAUGUUUUGUGUCACUCUCAGAUCAUAAAAAGUCCUCUGAUCAGUUUUCGUGCCAAGAAGAGUCUCCUUUCAGAAAGUCAAAUGUUUGGUCUGGCAUAACAUCGAAUCCUGGAGCUCUGUCUAAUUGAGAGCUUCUCUCCACCCAGCUUGCCACAGGCCAGGAAGCCCAAGUGGGGGAGGGGAGAGGAGUCAGCCUCCUUCCUCCGCCCUCCUGGCUCUACCUCCUACCCACUCAGUAGCUAUGAUGUUGGACUUGGCAAAGGUCGGGGGCAGAGGAGGUUACAGGAAAGGGCCCAGAAGAAAGCAGAUAGAGGCGGGCUCUGGCACUGAGGCUCACAGCUGCCCCUUGUCGUGGGUAGGUGGCCUUAGCCACUGCCCUUUCUGUUUGCAUUUCUCAGGCCAGUGUCCCCUACCCAGCCCUUUAUGUCCCUCCCUCUACUUCCAGGGACCAUUGUCAAGCUCUCUCAGUGUUUCUCCUGAAUCCCUUCUCACUUGAUUGGAGGUGAGGAGGAGGCACACUCUCUCCUCCCUCGUCCUGUAAAAGGACAUGGCCCUGCUCUCCAACCACAGAUCACGUGGGACUAGGGCAGAGGUCAGUGGGCUGGCCCUCAGCUUCAAUGGCUUUUUGAUCAUUUUGCUGUCCCCCACCCACUCUUCCUUGUCUUCCAGUGCCCUGGCUGGUGCUGAGUGAGAUUUUUCCUGGUGGAAUUCGAGGACGAGCCAUGGCUCUAACUUCUAGCAUGAACUGGGGCAUCAAC